Messenger RNA from Colletes gigas, 729 nucleotides. RefSeq lists its product as uncharacterized. Lineage: Eukaryota; Metazoa; Arthropoda; Insecta; Hymenoptera; Colletidae. Bases 1 to 729 code for a protein of 242 amino acids. The transcript is spliced from 3 exons. The record is from RefSeq and is a predicted model, not a curated record.
AUGAAUUUGGCCCGUGUCCGUGCGACUGGCCACCGUAGAUACUGUUCAUUUGCAGAACGAUUCGGCGUAUGGCAGAACGUGCACGUGCUCGAUGGGAACGGCAUGGUGAGCAGCGUGUCCGUCGCGAGGCUUCGCGUUCAUAUUCAAUCGUGGUACGACGAAGUGGAGGUCUUCGAUUCCGCGGAAUUCGGAUUGGUGAACUUCACAGCUCGGGGCAACCUGUCGUACAUAGCGUUCGCCUCGGCGACAAUUAGCCAAGUCGGCUGCGGCCGUGCAAUUUACACGGCCAGGCUAGACGAACCGACGAAUCGGGGCGAGUUCCCGACGAUCGUGCAUACAAUACCCGGCGGGAUCGAGGAUCGAGUCGAGACCCUCGUGUGCAAUUACGGGCCUCUCGAUCGGAAGACACCGAGGGAACUCUACGAAGACGGUGUGCCAGCUCUUUGUCCGCCAGGGACCAACCGUAGCUCGCGGUACAGAGCUCUGUGUCAAUUGCAUUCAAACGCAUGUAAUCGUUUACAGACACACACGAGCGCAAUUACAGUCGCUUGUAAUCCCAUACAAACCCAGCCAAACGCGAUUAUUGCCACUUAUAAUCAUGCACAGCAUACGCAAACGUCAUUAUCGUCGCUGAUAAAUACGGAACAAACCGCAAAUGCGAUUGUUGUCAUUUACGAUCAAACGCAGAUGUACAUGAACACGAUCAUUGCCGCUGAUAAUCGCAUUUAA